Linum trigynum is the source of this 1773-nucleotide messenger RNA. Lineage: Eukaryota; Viridiplantae; Streptophyta; Magnoliopsida; Malpighiales; Linaceae. The record is from the annotation of a GenBank genome assembly.
CCGAAUGGUACUUUCCUAACUGCUACCGCCAGAUCUCGCCCUUCGUGGGGAUGGCAAAGUAUUCUUCAUGGUCGCACCCUGUUGCAAAGAGGUCUCCGGUGGCAGGUUGGGGAUGGGGCACUGGUCCCUAUCCAUCAAUCUAGCUAGGUCCCGGCUAGGCACCCUGAUCCGCCUCCGUGUAAUUCUCAUGUCAAUUUAGAGGGUAAUGAGUCGAAGGUAGCAGAGCUUAUCGAUCCGGUGAGUGGAGAAUGGUGUUGCCAAUCCCUUCGACAGGUGUUUCCAGAGGAUGUUGUCCGGGACGUGUUGGCAAUUCCUUUACCGAGUGGGGGUGGAGGAUAGGAGGGUCUGGCAUGAUACGAGUGAUGGUGUGUUUACUGUCAAGUCGGCAUAUCACCUUGCGGUAAUGGUGGAUAGGCAGGUUGGGGAGUGGCGCCCUGUGUUUAGUUAGAUGGAUAGGGCAAGCUGGAUGAGGGUGUGGGAGCUCAAGAUUCCGCCGAAGCUUAAGCUAUUCCUUUGGCAGAUCUUCCAUCGGAUUUUGCCAACGACGGAGGCGUUAAUUGGGAGAUGGGUCCAGGUGUUACCUAGGUGUCCUGUGUGCUGGGCGGAGUCUGAAACGAUGGAGCACCUUUUUUGGGAGUGUCCAGUCGCUACAGCCCUCUAGACACAUGCAGGAUUGGAGCAUCUGGGCCAUGAUAUGCCUAGACAAACCUUUCCUUUCUUCCUUAAAAAGUGCUUGCUUAGGAUGACUCAGCCGGCGCAGAUUAUGUCUCUAGUUGCUUUGUUAUGGCGUAUUUGGAAGUCAAGGAAUUGGGCUGCCUUUGAGGGGAAGCAGUUCUUACUUCCUCAAUUAAUGCGGCAAUAUCAUCAGCAGCUACAUGAAUGGGUGAGCUUACCAGAGGAUAGACUGAACCCGCAUCGAGUCCCCCAGCAGUUGCCUGUGGAGGACGGAACCUCGCGGAGUGUCGUUUGUAUGUGGGAUGGUGCGGUAAGUGCUAACUCUCAUUCAACGGCGGGCCUUAUAUUGAAGGAUGAGGGAGGGAAUGUGCUGUUGGCGAAGGGGGUGUUCUUUCCUAACAUUGUGGAUCCUCUGGUGGCCGAGACUCUUGGUCUUCGGGAAGGCAUUCAAUGGUGUCAGGCUCUUGGCAUCCAUCAAGUGAGGUUUGAGGGUGAUGCUAAGGUGCUUAUUGAGAAGGUUAAUGCAAAGGACGCGCGGGAUGGGCGUGUGGGGGCCAUCAUUUCUGAGAUUCUAAGUCUGUUGGAGGUUAAUGGUGGUUUCCGGGUUCGGUUCGUAGGUCGAAAUAGCAAUAGGGUAGCCCAUUCGAUGGCUAGGAAGGCCCUGUCUUUGUCUCAGACCUCGUAUCGAUUGUAUGAUUUAUGUCUCUGGGUUGGGUCCAGGAUCUAACUUGUGAUCUUUUUCUAUGAAUUGAAUAUCUCUUGUAAAAAAAAACUAUCUUGAGCAUCAACAAUUCCAUAAGAUCGGACAUAAGCUAAGGUAUCGCAAAGAUUUGAACCUUAGCGUAGUGGUUACACUUCCGAUUUCAUAAGGGUUACUCGUAGUCUUGAACCCUAUCUCACACAAUGUAGCACACCGAAUCUUUUCAUUGAGUGAUAUUCUCUCAUAGGCCGUGCGUUUAUGGCCAUGCACGUUAUCCCGGUUUAGUGAACGAUCUAGCAAAUUUGUGCCUCCAAAGUUCCAUAGGGAGCGGCCCCACUCCCACAUUCACAUAAGUGAGUUUAUCAGGAGUACCCCCAAAGUAAAGUACUCCACCCCAC